Messenger RNA from Scheffersomyces amazonensis, 713 nucleotides. RefSeq names its product Fyv5p (gene FYV5). Bases 235 to 693 code for a protein of 152 amino acids. Lineage: Eukaryota; Fungi; Ascomycota; Pichiomycetes; Serinales; Debaryomycetaceae. The record is from RefSeq and is a predicted model, not a curated record. The transcript has a single exon.
AAUUUUAUAUUUGACUGGUAUAUAUACAGGACAGUUGUCUACUGUUAAAUACUGUUAAUUUUGACCAGCAUAAUCAGGUGGUUGACUAACUAACUGAGUCAGUCUCCACAGUGUUAGUAGAAACAGGAGUGUCAGUGCGGCUUACCUCCCCAAUAUAUUUUUUCACGAGAUGCCUUACUUAAUGUCUUAACUAUUACCCAUACUAAACCACUAAACCACUAAACCACAACCAAUAUGGCAGAAGCACGUGGCAGAGGAGGUUACCGAGGUAAAAGCAAUCGAUACGUUGACCGUCGAGAGGCCAAAUCGGCCGAGAUCAAAAAGUCCUUAACCCAUCGAGCUCGUUUAAGAAAGAGUUACUUCAAAUUGCUUGCAAAGGAAGGAGGAGAAGAAGAGGUUACUGGUAGAGAUAGAAGUGAAGAUAAUGAAGAGACUAAACGUAUAAAAGGAGAAGAAAAGGAACCUAAGCGAUUCUCAUAUGCUGAGAGAGCACAAAUAGUGAAAGAAAGAAAAGAACAUAAACGAAAGGAAGAGUUGGAAAGAGUUAGAGAGAAGAGACGGUAUAUUGAAAAGAGAGCUAAGGAUAGAGAAUUAAAGAAGGAAAGAGUUACUCAAACCACACGAAAGGGUCAACCACUUAUGGGGCCUCGGAUAACGAAUCUUUUGGAUAAGAUACGAAAGGAUAUGCAAUAGUUGUUAGUAUAGUUAGUAGG